CAACAACUUAAUCCCAAGAUUAUCGACAAAUUAUUGUACUCAAUUGACAGGAACUAUUGUAGAUUAAGGGUGGUGGUUGAUUAAUUUAAUUAAUUUGACUAUGUAUAACCUUGUGGUCACGGUAUGUUGCCUUUCACCUAAGACAAUUUCGUUCAAUAAAUUUAAGAAAUCGCUUUCACUAUGAUGACGAGACGACAAUGGGUUAGGAGGACAAGAAAUACGGUAUCUUUAUAGUAUAUAUUGGUCGACGGACGCUUUCAUAGAAGAUCGAUCAAGAUUUGGAAGGUUUAUGAUCAUGGGAGUAGGAGCUAGUAAGCUGAACAGGUUGAUCGGAGCUCGAAGGAUUAAGCGAUUCGGGGUUCCUCAAUUGACUCCGAAAGGUUAUGUUCCGGUAUGUGUAGGGCUGAACGAUGAUACAAGGCGGUUUAUCGUGCAUACAACAACCCUACGUGACGCAGAUUUCUCGGAGAUGCUGUGUAAAUCAGCUGAAGAAUAUGGUUUUUGUAACGAAGGCAUUUUGAGGAUUCCAUACGAAGCAAAGGAUUUUGAGGAGUGGAUUAUGAGAAGGGCUAAACGAAAGAUUGUUCGUGUUGAUUGAGGAUAGGUUGAGAUGGUUUGGAUUUUUUAUUGAUGUCGAUCAUCUUUGGAUUGAUGUCAAAGAUUUUUAAAUAUAUUUUCCCGGAAUAAUUAAGCUGACGAAACACUGUUC
Messenger RNA from Durio zibethinus, 709 nucleotides. RefSeq names its product auxin-responsive protein SAUR40-like. NCBI's taxonomy places the organism in Eukaryota, Viridiplantae, Streptophyta, Magnoliopsida, Malvales, Malvaceae. The record is from RefSeq and is a predicted model, not a curated record. Gene Ontology annotation, biological process: response to auxin.